GAUCUCCGCUGUAAUAAUAAACAAGGGUCGCCCAAAUUCGAAUUGGAACCCUAAUCAUUUACCCAAUUCCAAUUUCUUCUCUAUUUCCUGUAACCCUACCCAAUCGGAAACAAUCACCCUUCAUUUCAGCAGUUGCUAGCUCAGAAUGGUUGGGUGAAUUGGGAUUAGGCUAUGGAGUCAUCGAAAGAUACUCAACUGAUGGAAGUCGCAGCGUCUCCUGCGCCGACUUCGUACCAGGCCUUGUUGGAUGAGCAGAAGGAUCUUUUCCAGAAUCAGAUCGAGAAGCUGCAACAGAUUGUUGCCACCCAAUGCAAACUCACCGGUGUCAAUCCCCUUUCUCAGGAGAUGGCUGCUAGUGCCUUGUCCAUUAAAAUUGGAAAGAGACCUAGGGAUUUGCUGAAUCCCAAGGCUGUAAAGUACAUGCAACUCGUGUUCUCUUUGAAGGAUGCGAUUAGUAAGAGGGAAACUCGGGAGAUAAGUUCCCAGUUUGGAGUUACUGCGACUCAGGUUCGGGAUUUCUUUGCUGGGCAACGAACUAGAGUGAGAAAGUUUGUCAGAUUGGCUAGAGAGAAAGCUAAUACAUCUGCCUAUGGUUUGAUGCAUGAUGUGAUUGCUACCACUGCGAAUUUGGUUAUUCCUGCUGAACCCAUUCCUUUAGCUACAGUUGCUGAACCCAUUCCUUUAGCUACAGUUGCUGAACCCAUUCCUUUAGCUACAGUUGCUGAACCCAUUCCUUUAGCUACAGUUGCUGAACCUAUUCCUUUAGCCACUGUUGUUCCAACAAGUAUCGAUGAAGGGCCUUCUAGUUCAAAGAGGCAUGAGGAUUUACCUGGCCUGGUUGAUUCAGAGAAGCAUUUUAUUGAUAAUAUAUUUGGCUUAAUGAGGAAAGAAGAAUCAUUCUCUGGUCAGGUUAAAUUGAUACGCUGGAUUUUGCGUAUAACAAAUCCGUCAGUACUGAAUUGGUUCUUGGCUGAAGGUGGAUUGAUGAUAUUGGCAACAUGGUUAAGUGAAGCAGCUACAGAAGAACAGACAAGUGUUUUGCUUGUUAUCCUCAAGUUGUUUGAUUAUUUGCCUGUAAGCAAGGCUCUCCCUGGGCAUAUGUCUGCUAUAUUGCAGAGUGUUAAUAAGCUACGGUUUUACAGAGCAGCAGACAUCUCAAACAGGGCUCGGUCUAUGUUAUCGAAAUGGAGCAAGAGGCUGGGAAAGAACCUAUCGUCAAAGAAAAACGAUGGACUGAAAUCAGCAAGUGAUUUACAGGAUGAGAUGUUGUUGAAGCAGAGCAUUAGUGAAGUUAUGGGUAAUGAGUCAUGGGACUUGAAAAGGGAAAAUCCCGAAGAUGGUUUGAGUUUCAUGUGUGAGAAUACUGAUUCCCAUAGGAAGCUGGACACUGCUCAGCCUCUAAAAAUGCUUACAGCAUCAGCAGAUGACUCCAAUAAAAGGAGAGGUGUUUUCCCGCCCCAAACACGAGAGCGUCGUAAAGUCCAGUUGGUAGAGCAUCCAGGUCAAAGGGUGGCUGUAAGGAGUCCCCAGGUCACAAGAUCAAUUGGUGUUACUCAGAGCCGCCCACUCUCGGCCGAUGAUAUCCAAAAAGCAAAGAUGCGUGCUCAUUUUAUGCAGAAUAAAUAUGGAAAGACAAUUACACCUGAUGAAAAAAUUAAGUCAGAAAGUGAGAAACGAAAGUCUGAAAGUGAGAAUAAGUUGACUACAGCUAGUCCAAAUGCCAGUGUAGUGACAUUAGUUUCCAAAGCUAAUGUUCAGAUAGAACUUGAGGAGCAGACAACUGUUGACGAUUCUUUAUCUAAACUUUCUAAUCCAUGUGAAACUUCUUUGAAAUUGGAGGAGCCUCAAUGGAAAAAGUGCAAGAGAAUUCAGAUCCAAUGGAAGAUGCCUCCAGAAUUGAAAAUCGACGAGACAUGGAGUGUUGGCGAAGGUGCUAAUAGCAAAGAAGUUGAAGUCCAAAAUAACAGAAAUAGACGCGAGAGAGAAGUAUUUUAUAGGAUAAUACAGGAAAUUCCAUCCAACCCUAGAGAACCUUGGGACCGUGAAAUGGACUGUGAUGAUUCAUUAACCCCUGAAAUCCCUAUCGAGCAACUGCCCGAUGUUGAACCCCUAGAAUCACCAGCCAAUCCUCCACACAAUAGCAGCAAAAUUGUUGCUCCAGCAUCGUCUGAGAGUAUAAACGAGCCUGAUUUUGAGCUACUAGCAGAAUUAUUGAAAAACCCAGAAUUGGUUUUUGCCUUGACUUCUGGGCAAGCUGGUAAUCUAUCUAGUGAAGAGACCGUCAAACUGCUUGAUAGAAUCAAAGCCAACGGGGUGAAUUCGUUGGGUAAUUUAGGCAACAAUACGGUUGAAGUUUCCCUGCCAUCUCCAACACCUUCAAGCGACCCUGUUCCGAAUGGAGCGAAGCCCGAUUUCUCAAGAAAUCCAUUUUCUCGGCAGCAGCAGCAGGGCUUGGCCAAUGGGAACACAUACGGGGUUUCUCAAGCCCGGCAGCAAGGUAUGGUUUCAGCGAUUCCGGCCACCACGGUUUUGACUCCUCAGCGUUCAGCAUCACUCCAACAGUAUUCCCACAAGGUGGCGCCUCAGCUUGCCUCAGUUCAAUUGCCUGAACAGUGGCAGCCACACACUAAUCCACAAAUGCACCACCUAAAUAGUCAUAAUUCAUCAAACGCACAACAUUAUACCUCAGAAAUGGCUAUCCCGAAUCGGGGUCCAUCCUCGGCUAUCUGGGGCGAAGCCUCAGGCCUGUCUCGGUCGGCCACGCCACCAAAUACUUUGAGAGCAAGACAGGGUUUUGAGUCGAAUUAUCAGUAUCAAAGUAAUCCUAGUGCGAAUUACCACCAUGGCUAUUCGGGAGGGCCUCCAUCGUCAUCCUCAGGUACCUGGGGUGGUAGAAGUAGGCGUGAAUACGAGUCAUGGAGCCCGGACAACAGCCCCUCCAGGCGCCACGAGUAUGUACCAGGCCAACGCCAUAAUGAGCCGAGCUUGAGCUCGAGGAAUGGGUACAGGCAUGGAAAGACGACACAGCAAGAUUUCGUUCAGCAUUCCGGCUAUCAAGAUGCUGGAAGUAAAAGGUGGCAAGACCGGAGAAGAUAGCAGCGAUCGGAUUGGUUUCUAAGUGAGAGACGCAGGACGGGGUGAAGUGCAAUCUGUACGGAUGUAGAAUUAGAGCAAUUUUGUUGCUGAAAUAUUUAGGCGUGUGGUGGGGAUGAUAAAUGGACAUUAUUGCGAUUGAAUUUCUCAAUUCUUUCUAACAAAAUGGUUUAUUGUGAAUGAAGGGAUGCUUCUAUCAAGCUCCAGAAAUUAUCCGA
Molecule: messenger RNA, 3311 nt
Organism: Salvia hispanica
Lineage: Eukaryota; Viridiplantae; Streptophyta; Magnoliopsida; Lamiales; Lamiaceae
Gene: LD
Product: Homeodomain-like superfamily protein
Biological process (GO): vegetative to reproductive phase transition of meristem
Cellular component (GO): nucleus
Molecular function (GO): DNA binding
Source: RefSeq, a predicted model, not a curated record